UUGGCCAUGUCAUAAAUUAGUAGAAAAUUAGAGCACCUCAUAUUACAUGUUCACUUAAAGACUUUGCUAAGGAACUGUUUAAUUUUCAGCUGAGAGUAAUGGAAACUUCUGUUGGGCAGCAAAUUUUUUCCGGGAAAAAGAUGACAAAACAGUUAACAGGAAAAAGAGGAGACACUGAAUUUCAUUCAGUAGUGAGAGGUGGGAAUCUUGAAUUGGCUUUGGAGAUAAUCAAUGGCUGUGUAGAAGGAGAAUUGGUAGAAUUAUUGUCAAAGCAGAAUCAGUCUGCUGAAACUGCUCUUUAUGUUGCUGCUGAAUAUGGUCAUUUGGAUUUAGUGAAAGAGAUGAUUAAGUAUUAUGAUAUUGGAACAGCUAGUAUCAAGGCAAGAAAUGGUUAUGAUGCAUUUCAUGUUGCUGCUAAACAGGGUGAUUUUGAAACGGUGAAGGUACUAUUUGAGGUUUUUCCACAGCUAUCAGUUACAUUUGAUCAGUCAAAUUCCACUGCACUUCACACUGCAGCAUCACAAGGCCAUAUUAAUGUAGUCAAUUUCCUCUUGGACACUAAUAGCAGUUUAGCUACAAUACCAAAGAACAAUGGGAAAACAGCACUUCAUUCUUCAGCAAGAAAUGGACAUGUUGCAGUUGUGAAAGCACUUUUAAGCAAAGAAGAAGGGAUCUUAAAUUGGAGAGAUAAAAAGGGCCAAACUGCUCUUCAUAUGGCAGUUAAAGGACAAAGUGUUGAUGUUGUUAAUGAGCUUAUUCAAUCAGAUCCUUCUUUGGCUACAAUUAUUGAUGGAAAGGGUAAUACUGCUUUGCAUAUUGCAACACGAAAAGGCCGCGUAGAGAUUGUUCAAGCGUUAGUAAAGGACAAACGGAUGAAGUGGGACGCCAUCAAUAAAUCUGGUGAGACUGCUCUUGACAUUGCUGAGAAAGUAAGGCAGUCAGAGAUAGAAACAAUUCUAAAGGAACAUGGUAUCCUGAGUGCAAAGAACAUGAAGCUAGUAUUACCAACGCGUUCAGCCAAAGAACUGAAACAAACCAUUAGUGACAUAAAACAUGAUGUUCACAAUCAGCUUGAGCACACUUUUCAAACACAAAAGAGAGUGAAAAACAUAGCGAAACGUCUGAACAAAAUGCACUCGGAAGGGCUCAACAAUGCAAUAAAUUCCACCACAGUCGUUGCAGUUCUUAUUGCCACUGUUGCUUUUGCUGCUAUAUUUAAUCUACCAGGCCAAUAUGUUGAUAACCGUAAGCAUAUUCCUCCUGGAUACUCAUUAGGAGAAGGAAAUAUUGCUCCUCAACUCCCUUUUGCAAUUUUCUUCAUAUUUGACUCUCUUGCACUCUUCAUAUCAUUAGCUGUUGUGGUGGUUCAAACAUCAAUCGUGGUUGUUGAAAGAAGAGCCAAGAAGCAAAUGAUGUCGAUUAUCAACAAGCUAAUGUGGUUGGCUUGUGCAUUUGUGUCUGUAGCCUUUCUUGCACUGUCUUAUAUUGUUGUAGGUAAAGAAGAGAGAUGGAUGGCAACUGCAGUAACUUUUAUGGGAACUUUUAUCAUGGUUACAACACUAGGGACACUGUGUUAUUGGGUAGUUAUGCACCGGAUUGAGUCUUCAAAUUUGAGAAGUUUGCGCAAGUCAGCUCGGAGUAGCAAGUCCUUGUCACGGUCCAUAUCGAUCAUGUCAGAAUCAGAGAUCCCGGAUGAUGAGUAUAAGAAACUAUAUGCUAUUUAGUUCUUCUACACCUUGUAUUUAGCUAUUAGCCUGUAUAUUCUUGUGUAAUAAUAUUUGAUGCUUACACUUCAAGCAUCAAUAUAGUAAAAAAGGGCAGCCAGGUCAGGAAGCAUCCUGCGUUCAUGUAGGGUUCGGGGCAGGGCCGCAUCCCAAGAAGGUGUGAUUUAGGCAGACUACCCUGACGCAAGCAUCAGUAGUUGCUUCUAGGGCUCGAAUUCAUGACAUAUAGGUCAUAAGAAGACAAUUUUACCGUCCUCCAAGACUCCUCUUCAAGCUUCAAUGUAGUACCUUCAAGCUUCAAUGUAGUAGCCGCUAGUUUUUCUGUAGUAUAUGAGCAACAUAAUUGAAAGUGCAGGAUCUUAUGCCAUUCUUAGAAUUAUGAACAUUUUACUACUGGUAGCUGCUAGCUUUGCCCAAGUGAAAAACAACUAGUAUAUGAGCAAGAUAAGUGAAGUGUAGAAUUUUAUGCCCUUGUUGCAAGAUGCCUCAUGAGCUGUUAUUUGAUUAUGCUGAUGUAGCAGCUGAGUUGGCGAUGACGUAGCUGCUGAUAUGUUUUUUUAAAUUGCAGAAGAUACUUAGAUAUUUUCUGUUCCCGGGCUUAAGAUUUUUAGUUGUGAAUUUCCUAGUCUUUAGGCAUGUAGCUAUUGGUUGAUUAUUAGGAAGUUUCUGUUUCAGUUUUUACUGCAAUUCUGUUGGGGAUCUCUUUGUAUUUAAACAGCUCUUCAUUCAGCUUAAUAAAACAUCUCUCAUUUUCUUCUUUA
Molecule: messenger RNA, 2485 nt
Organism: Nicotiana tabacum (common tobacco)
Lineage: Eukaryota; Viridiplantae; Streptophyta; Magnoliopsida; Solanales; Solanaceae
Product: ankyrin repeat-containing protein At5g02620-like
Cellular component (GO): plasma membrane
Molecular function (GO): protein binding
Source: RefSeq, a predicted model, not a curated record